This is a messenger RNA of Owenia fusiformis, 1079 nucleotides long. The record is from the annotation of a GenBank genome assembly. NCBI's taxonomy places the organism in Eukaryota, Metazoa, Annelida, Polychaeta, Sabellida, Oweniidae.
CGCUGGUAUAAAUACGUAACAUUCGAGACAUUUGGAUCAACACAAGCGUUGUACAAAGAGACAACAUUUUGAACAAAAGCAGUUUAAAUACUCACUCCGAGAUGCAGCACGUUACAUUGAUACUUGUUCUCUUUGCAGUAGGAUCAUCAGCCGUGGCUGGUGAUGGGGUCUUAAACGUCUCCUCACCCAGCUUGCACUCGAACUGGAAGAAAGAAAUGGACCGGCGUUCCCAGUUGAUGAGCGACUACUCGAUGUUACUGCAAGAGGGAAGGAGGUCGUUAAUGACGUCACGGAAGAAAUUCAGAACUCCAACAUCUUCCCAGAUGAUCAGGGUUUUAUGAAAAGAAUCGUAUCCUUGGAGACUGCUGACGGCGAAACUGCAACGCCAGGUUCAGGAGGAUUAUGGAGGGUUUCUAAGAGGGCCUUUGAAGACACUCAGAACAAGGGUGAAACAUUGCACAAGCGCCUGCAAGCCAAGAAAGAUUUGAUCCAAGCAAAUUGGGGUUUGGACUGGAACAAUGUAGAGUACAGAGAUCUGGAUUCACCAUUCAUAUCUGGUCUUGCGGCUCGUCUUUUCAUAUCAAAUGACCCCAAUCCACUCCCAGCUGAGGAAGAGCUUGACCUCCAGGCACGAUACUGGAUUGACAACUACCACAAAUCAGUUGAUGCUGAUGAAGCUGUUGCUACACUUAAACGAGCUAGUCGAUUGGGUAGUGAAAAUCUCAAGAAGAAUUUGGAAACAGGGAAGGUUGACUUCAAAGCUAGAAUUGGACAAUGGUAAAACCAACAAGGCAUUAACAGGACAAAAUGUCACCACUACAGAGGUGCAACAAUUGUUACAUAUGUUAGCACCGUUUGUAAUCUAGUUGGAUAGCCCUGACCUUGACAAUUUUACUUUUUCAGACCUCAGUAGGUAUUUUGUGAUUAAGCUGAAUAAAGGAACCAAAAACCAAAAAUAAACUUUUUUGAUCUUUGGAAGGUUAUUGAAGGUUGAGCAAAGGUUAAUCUCAAAUCUGAAGUCAGAUUUGAAGUUUUGAGAACUGCUUUUAUUUAUCAUCAGGAAUAGCCAUGAUUAAAAU